Sphenostylis stenocarpa is the source of this 315-nucleotide messenger RNA. The record is from the annotation of a GenBank genome assembly. Lineage: Eukaryota; Viridiplantae; Streptophyta; Magnoliopsida; Fabales; Fabaceae.
AUGGAAUUGAGAAUAAUGAUACUGGAGAAGGAAUUAGGAAAAGAAAUAGAAAAUGUAUUUGAUUUGAAAUUUGGAAUAUUAUUGAUACAUAAAGAGGUUGGAGAAGAAGAUGGAAGAGAGUUAGCAUGGAUAAACACAAAUGCAGUCACCCUGCACACCACAAUGAGCACUUGCUGCGCUUUAGACCUUGGGGCAAUCCACCAAACAAAUAUCACUAUCACAGAAGUCAUACAAUUUCACUUCACAUACUUUUCCCUCAACCACUUUCAGUCCUCCUUCAUUUUCUGUAUCACCACCACAUUCAUAAUAUCAUGA